Calypte anna (Anna's hummingbird) is the source of this 3580-nucleotide messenger RNA. It is a transcript of the gene TTC33, whose product is annotated as tetratricopeptide repeat domain 33. Gene Ontology annotation, molecular function: protein binding. Bases 391 to 1176 code for a protein of 261 amino acids. Lineage: Eukaryota; Metazoa; Chordata; Aves; Apodiformes; Trochilidae. The transcript has 5 exons. The record is from RefSeq and is a predicted model, not a curated record.
GCCCUUCCGCUUCCCUGCGGCUGAUGUGAAGGUUUGUGGGGUCUUUCGGCUUCCACCGGAACGGAGAAUCACCGGGCGGAGGGCGGCAAGGUAGCGGUCUCCCGCCCGGGGCUCCAACCACGGUGGGGUGCGGGGCGGUGGCGGGGCCCACUCCGCGGGGAGGCGGAGCUCUGUCAGCCCUACCGGCUCCUCCCGCCUCCCCGUCAGCUGUGCUGGGCCUCGCUGCCGGGCGGGGGGAGCGGCGGGCCGUACCCCGCCGGCGGCUCUCGUCCCGGGGCUGGCUGGGGAGCAGCCCUGCCGGGCGACUUCUCCGCGGGCGGCCGGGCUGGAGGCAUUCAGCGCUGCGCAGCAGAAGCGUGCACAGCUCCUGCAGCUCCCAGAGUUCUCCAAAUGGCUUCUUUUGGGUGGAAGAGAAAGAUUGGUGAGAAGGUUUCAAAAGCUACGUCUCAGCAAUUCGAAGCAGAAGCUGCUGAUGACAAGGAUCUGACUGAUGAAGAUGAUGCUAACUGGGUACAUGCAACUAAGAGAAAGAAGGAAGUCCUCUUGGAAGACUGUGUGAAGAAGAGCAAGAAACUGAAGGAUGAAGGUGCAAGCUUGGCUGAAAAUAAAAGGUACAGAGAAGCUAUUCACAAGUGGGAUGAAGCACUUCAGUUAACUCCAGAAGAUGCUACUCUUUAUGAGAUGAAAUCACAGGUCCUGAUGUCUUUACAUGAAAUGUUCCCAGCAGUGCAUGCAGCAGAAAUGGCUGUCCAGCGAAACCCACGCUCUUGGGAUGCCUGGCAGACUUUGGGACGUGCACAGCUUGGAUUAGGAGAGAUAGCACUGGCAAUCCGAAGUUUCCAGGUAUCCUUACACAUCUUUCCAAUGAACCCUGAAGUGUGGAAAGAGGACCUUUCCUGGGCAAGAAAACUACAUCAACAACAGAAGGCAACACAGAUGGAGACAGGGCAGGCACUGGCAAAAGAAAAUGAGCUUGCACAAGAAUCAGUCCCAGACUACGACUUUGAAAGUGAUGAAAUAGUGGCAGUCUGUGCUGCCAUUGCAGAGAAGGAGAAAGCUCUUUCAGCAGCUAAAACGGUGGUGAUUGUGUCUGCUUCAGGCACAGUGGAGACUGUUACUGAGAAAGAGAAUUGUCCUACAAAUCCUGAUGAAACCCUUUUCAUCAGAGCCCGAUAGGGCAAUCUUAUGUGUUGCCAUGCUGUUUUAAGAACUAGUGUUAUUUAUUGUAUGGGGAUCAAUGGUUUUGCUUUUAAACACUGGGAGAGCCUACAGAAGUUAAGGAAUUGAACUUUUAUUUCUUUUGUAAAUCGAAAAAGUACUGACCUGAAUUGUUGUUCCAUCCAUAUUUUUGGAGAGGAAAGCCAAGAUUUUAAAAAUCUUAUGAACAAUUGUAAUGCUAAAUGCUUAACUGCAUUUCAACAACUAUUUUUAUCUUUAUGUUUUUCAGAAUUUUACAAACUAAUGUCUGUAUAUUCCCAGUCAUUAAUAUGGUCUCAUUUAAACUGUAGAAGCAAAAGGUAUUUUAGAAAAACCUGUUUCAGUUCUUCUUCUUUAACAUUAUUUAAGUUUUACGUAAAGUGUGAACUGUUCUCUUUUAUCAGAAGUCUUUAUUUUCAUUAAGAUUACUUUUUUAUGAGGAAGUUUCCUGUGAAGCAGAGAGGGAUUAUUCUGGGGAGAGUCUGUGACUUGGCAUCUGAUUUGUAGCUGAAUGAAACCAAUGGAAGGCUUUGCAUUGCUUUCAUUGGUGAAUGAGUUAAAUACUUUCUGAUUAGAUGAAAGGAAAUGCUAUACCAAACAAGCCCCUGAAUGCUUAGUUAUUACCUAAUGUUUCACCAGAAUAACAAACAUUCAGAGACUAUAACAAGCCAUUACUUAUAUUGAGUGCUGGUGCCAGGCAUCACCAAAAGUAAAAUGGAGGGAGUUGGAAAUAGGUAUUAGAUCUUUAUAUUAGAUUUUUAUUUGAUAUAUUACCUUUUCUGUCCAAGUGCAGCCAAUAUGACAAAGGGAACCCAUUUGUUUUUCCUAAUUCUUCUGCUCUGCUACUUAAAGUAUGUUCUUAUUGAACUAGUUUUUCAGGUCAGCAUUGUCUGAUGCUCCUUCUUUAUCCUUUUGGGGGCUGUGGUGGGUAUUCACACUGCGCUUACUUGGAGGCACAACACAGAAGAUUUAUUUAAUGUUCAUCAUUCCUAGGAGGAAGGUGGUCACUGGUUCCUCACGUAAACACUUCAGGGAAACAAAGUCAGGAUGUUUCUUUGUGCUCUGUGCUGAGACUAGUCUCUUUUGAUUGUCUUGGAGAUGUGAUAGAAAUGGUCACCUCCUAACAGGACUGGAAUAAAUUCCUGGAGAAUUCAGGAUUGAGAACACAUUAUUUCUUCUUGAUUUUAGAAUAACAGUUUUGUAGACAAGAAAAACCUUUUGAAAUCAAUUAUCUAUUGCAUUUUUCGUAUCUGAUUUCUAUUUUGAAAAGAACAUGUUUUUACAGGAAAUAAUGCACUUCAGAAGUAUAGAGAUUUUCACAAUAGAAAGUGUAUUGUAGAAAAAUUAUCUCGAAUUAUAAUUACAGUUGAAUGUCUUCUUUUAAGAGGACACUUACAAUCUCUGAUGAAAUUAAUCACCCCUUUGAAAAACUUAAUUGUCAUGUUUUUAUUAAGUUUUCACUAGUUUUUGCAAGAUUAUUCCUGAAUAUAUUUUUGUAUAGAUGUGAAUUUUUAGAUCUCUGCUUGCUUGCCCACAGACACAAAAAAUUUACAGUUAAUGGCUCCUGCAUAUUCAAAAUUAUUAUAAUUACAAUGAAUAAAAUAUAUUAAGAAAUCUAAAACAUCACCAUGCAACAGUUUUAUUUGUUUACUCAGUUCAGAAAUAGAUCCUAAAUACUUACUGAACAGGACUUUGAUUAAGAUAUUGGUUGAUAGAUGGAUUAUAUUGCCCCAGUUGAGGAAUUUUUUAAUCAUAUUUUUCCUAACAACUUAAGUAACACAAUCUGUUCAGCUGUAGGAAGAGUUAGUAUGAGAAGGAUUUGGACAGAUUUCUUUAAAGACAUUUUCUGGCUAGAAAGCGAAACCUGUGAGAAGUGGUAAGGUAUGUUUUCAUUCUGAAGGAGCUCAGCUAUAAUCCAGCACAUUUUCUCCUUCUGCGCUUUUUACUUUUCAGUGUUGUUAUUGACUUGUAUGGGAAUGACUGCCUUGCUCCCUCCAGAGAUCCGCGUUACCACUUUAUCUCUUUCCACUGAAAUGAUUCACAGAAUUCCUAUUGAUUUCAGCACUGCUUGGGCAGACUAAUGGAGGGGUGUCUAAACCACCUGGCAGAAUGGCUGUAGCAGCUUUGAGGGGUGGUUGUUUCAAUCCAUUGUACUAAAUGUGUUUCCCUUCUGAUUAGAUUAUGUUAUGAAUUCUAGAUAUUGUCAGGACCAUAGAGUCUUGUAGAGCACUCUGGAGCAGCUAAGUUCACUACACUGCUCUUUUCAAACUGGAAAGAAGUGAAAUAAUCAGUGAUUUAAACAUUGUUUUUUGUAUAGCAUGCCAUGUUUUGCAUGUUGGGGAAUUUUUUUUCAAUCUGUUUUAAUAAAAUGUUGUCUUCUCUG